Lentinula edodes (shiitake mushroom) is the source of this 6444-nucleotide messenger RNA. Its product is annotated as NADPH-dependent glutamate synthase. The coding region runs from base 1 to 6444 and encodes 2147 amino acids. Gene Ontology annotation, molecular function: glutamate synthase (NADH) activity; FMN binding; iron-sulfur cluster binding. The transcript has 15 exons. NCBI's taxonomy places the organism in Eukaryota, Fungi, Basidiomycota, Agaricomycetes, Agaricales, Omphalotaceae. The record is from RefSeq and is a predicted model, not a curated record.
AUGGCCAGCGCUUUGGUCGACUAUCAUCCUUCCUCAGAAUCUUUACCCUUUGUAUCUGAAUCUGCCACUGCAGAGAAUAUCAAUAGCUUCAAUGCGGUCGACCGCGACGUUUCAUCAUUUGCGGGCUCGCUCCCUGCUAAUCAGGGCUUGUACAUGAACGAGAACGAAAAGGACUCAUGUGGUGUGGGAUUCAUUUGUCAUGUAAAGGGCGAAGCCAAUCAUAAAAUCGUCUCUGAUGCUCGUCAACUGCUCUGUGCAAUGACUCACAGAGGUGCCACUGGUGCCGAUAGCAGAGAUGGUGAUGGUGCCGGUGUGAUGACAGGUAUUCCUCAUGAGUUUUUCAAGAGAGAAGCGGAGCGAGAUCUUGGAUGUACCCUUCCUGAGCCUGGAGAGUAUGCAGUUGGUAACAUUUUCUUCAAAGCCAAUGAUCCGGUAGGACUUCAAUCUCAACAAGCUGUAUUUUCCAACAUCGCCAGCGAUCUCGGCCUCCGUGUUCUUGGUUGGAGAGAAGUUCCAACUGAUGGAUCCAUUCUUGGACCUGCUGCAAGCAGUAAAGAACCGGCCAUCCUUCAGCCUUUCAUUGUUCUUCGUGCUCAUUACGGAAGUGGUACUGUCAGUCAAGGUGGUACAUUUGAUGCAACGCAUCUCGAACGACAGCUUUAUGUUCUUCGAAAGCACGCAACACAUAGCAUAACACUCGCGAAAGGAUUUUACAUUUGCUCUCUGUCAACCAAAAACAUUGUCUAUAAAGGGCAAUUGUCCCCUCCUCAGGUGUACAAUUACUACCAUGACUUGAACCAUGUGUUGUACCGUUCUCAUUUAGCCCUCGUACAUUCGCGAUUUUCUACGAAUACGUUUCCUAGUUGGGAUCGGGCUCAGCCAAUGAGAUGGGCCGCUCACAACGGUGAAAUUAACACUGUGCGCGGAAAUAAGAAUUGGAUGCGUGCUCGUGAAGGUGUCCUUUCUUCACAGAAUUUCGGCGAUGAGCUCGACCUUCUGUACCCUAUCAUCGAAACCGGUGGCUCUGAUUCUGCUGCUUUCGACAAUGUCCUCGAACUUCUCGUCGUCAAUGGAGUUGUCACUUUGCCGGAAGCGAUUAUGAUGCUCAUUCCCGAAGCGUGGCAGGGUAAUGAGAACAUGGAAUCCGAAAAAAGAGCCUUCUACAACUGGGCCGCCUGCCUGCAGGAACCUUGGGAUGGUCCCGCUCUAUUCGCAUUCAGUGAUGGCCGUUACUGUGGUGCCAACUUGGAUAGAAACGGUCUCAGGCCUUGUCGAUUUAUUGUCACUAAUGAAGACAUCAUGAUCUGCGCUUCCGAGGUCGGAGUAUUGUUUAUUCCUCCUGAAAAGGUAGUUCAGAAAGGUAGACUUAAACCCGGUCGAAUGUUGCUGGUUGACACACUCGAAGGACGAAUUGUCGAUGACAAAGAGUUGAAGAGGACCACUGCGGCGAAGCAAAAUUUCGCAUCUUGGGUUGAAACUCACGUUCUUCACGUCCCUAAAAUCAUGAAACGUGCUAGACGCAGCGGUGCUGUUUUGGAACCUAAGCUCGAUGACUAUCCAUUGAGUACCGACCCGAAAUUGUUAGCAUUCGGCUACACAGUGGAACAAUUAAAUCUGCUCAUCCUUCCCAUGCUGUAUGAUGGGAAAGAAGCCUUGGGAUCUAUGGGUAACGAUGCGCCCCUUGCUGCUAUGGCCUCUGCUCCCCGUGUCAUCUACGAUUAUUUCCGGCAGCUUUUUGCUCAGGUCACCAAUCCUCCUAUCGAUUCUAUCCGAGAGAGCAUCGUUAUGUCCCUUGAGGCCUAUGUUGGACCGGAAGGUAAUUUGCUGGAAAUGAAGCCUGAACAGUGUCACCGAAUCCUUCUUCCAUCGCCUGUACUUUCGAUCGAAGAAAUGAAUGCCAUGAAGAACCUGAAAUCAGCUUAUUUGACCUGGCCCUCUAGGACUAUCGAUAUCACCUUUCCUAAGGAAGAAGGCCUUCCUGGAUACAAAUUCGCAUUAGAACGUGUUUGUAGCGAAGCGACUCAGGCUAUUGACGAUGGCGUGAAGGUUAUCAUUCUAUCCGACCGUAAUGUCAGCAUGACCCGUGUCCCAUUAUCAGCGUUGGUUGCUUGUGGUGGGGUACAUCAUUUCCUUGUCGCGCAGAAGAAACGAGCCAAAGUCGCUCUCAUGAUCGAGACUGCAGAGGCUCGCGAAGUUCACCAUCUCUGUGUGCUGGUCGGUUACGGUGCCGACGCUGUCUCUCCCUGGCUGCUGAUGGAGACGGUCCACAAAGUAGGACGCGAAAAACUGAUAAAGGGUGAUAAGACGGUCGCCGACUUGAUGGAUAAUUAUCGCCACUCCGUUGAUAAUGGCAUUCUCAAAGUCAUGUCUAAGAUGGGCAUCUCAACUCUUCAAUCUUAUAAGGGCGCGCAAAUUUUCGAAAUUCUUGGUCUUCACAGCGAAGUCGUUGACCGCUGCUUCAUCGGCUCCGCUAGUCGCAUUCAAGGUGCCACGUUUGACCUUCUUGCCAUGGAUGCCUUUGAGCUUCAUGAGCGUGGAUGGCCAACUCGUGAGACCAUAUUACCCCCUGGUAUGCCUGAAUCGGGAGAAUAUCACUGGAGAGACGGUGGUGAAGCCCACAUCAACGAUCCUACAGGUAUUGCCCACUUACAGGAUGCUGUUCGAGAGAAGAAUCAAACUGCCUACGAUGCCUACGCUCGUAAUGCUGAUGCGCAGACUAGCCAGAUACACCUUCGAGGACUUCUUGAUUUCCGGUACGAGAACAACACACCCAUUCCCAUCGAGCAAGUGGAACCUUGGAACCAGAUUGUUCGUCGUUUUGUCACUGGCGCGAUGUCGUAUGGUUCUAUCUCAAUGGAAGCGCACUCUACUUUGGCCGUAGCAAUGAACCGUCUGGGUGGAAAGUCUAACACUGGCGAAGGAGGAGAGGACGCUGAGAGAUCUCAUGUCCUCAGCAACGGAGACACUAUGAGAUCCGCCAUCAAGCAGGUUGCUUCGGGGCGUUUCGGUGUGACAUCCAACUACCUUGCCGAUGCCGACGAACUGCAAAUUAAGAUGGCUCAAGGUGCGAAGCCGGGUGAGGGUGGUGAACUCCCUGGCCACAAAGUCUCUGGUUCCAUUGCCCGUACCCGACAUUCCACUGCUGGCGUUGGCCUCAUAUCCCCCCCUCCCCACCACGACAUCUACUCCAUCGAGGAUUUGAAGCAGCUUAUCUAUGAUCUAAAAUGUGCUAAUCCUCGCGCUCGGGUGUCUGUCAAACUCGUAUCGGAGGUUGGGGUUGGAAUAGUGGCCAGUGGCGUUGCCAAAGCUAAAGCGGACCACAUUCUCAUAUCUGGUCAUGAUGGUGGUACCGGUGCUUCUCGGUGGACUGGGAUUAAAUAUGCUGGUCUACCUUGGGAGCUUGGUCUCGCGGAAACUCACCAAACUCUGGUGCUUAAUGAUCUUCGUGGUCGUGUCACUGUUCAGACCGAUGGUCAAAUUCGCACAGGUCGUGAUAUUGCUAUCGCCUGCCUACUUGGUGCGGAAGAAUGGGGUUUUGCCACGACUCCUCUAAUUGCCAUGGGAUGCAUCAUGAUGCGGAAGUGUCACUUGAACACUUGUCCUGUUGGUAUUGCCACUCAAGACCCCCAGCUACGUGCUAAAUUUGCUGGACAGCCGGAACAAGUUAUCAACUUUUUCUAUUAUCUCGCAGAAGAUCUACGCAGCUACAUGGCGAAACUUGGAUUUAGGACCAUCAAUGAGAUGGUGGGUCGGGCAGAUGUGCUCAAAGUUAAUGAGAAGAUGCGAACACCAAAAACUGCCCACCUGGACCUCUCGGCCAUCUUGAAACCUGCCUGGCAAAUGCGACCUGGCGCUGCCACUUACCGUGUUCGCCAACAAGAUCACAAGCUCUAUAUUCGCCUCGACAACAAGUUCAUCGAUGAGUCAGAGCCUGCCCUUACGAAAGGACUUCCGGUCCACAUUGAAUGUGAUAUUCUCAACACCGAUCGCGCCCUUGGAACUUCGCUGUCCUAUAGAGUUUCCAAGCUUUAUGGCGAAGAAGGUCUUCCUCGGGAUACUAUCCACAUCAACAUGAAGGGCUCUGCUGGUCAGUCUUGCGGUGCUUUCCUUGCACCGGGUAUCACUAUCGAGUUGGAAGGUGACGCAAACGAUUACGUUGGAAAAGGCCUUUCUGGUGGGAGACUCAUUGUGUACCCCCCCAAAGCCUCUGUCUAUAAAGCAGAAGAAAACAUCAUCAUCGGCAACGUAUGUCUAUAUGGGGCGACAUCUGGGGAAGCGUUCAUCCGAGGUAUCGCUGCAGAGCGCUUCGCCGUUAGAAAUUCCGGUGCCAAUGCUGUUGUCGAAGGAACGGGUGAUCAUGGCUGCGAGUACAUGACGGGAGGUCGUGUUGUGGUUCUCGGUAACACUGGUCGCAACUUCGCUGCAGGAAUGAGUGGAGGCAUUGCCUAUGUCUUGGAUACUGCCCACACGUUUGCGUCCAAAGUCAAUAUGGAGAUGGUUGAGCUCGGAAAGGUGACAGAUCCCCGCGAGAUUGCUGCUCUGCGUAGCCUUAUCGAAGAUCAUCGUCAUUUUACUGGUUCAGAAGUAGCGGACCGCGUCCUUCAUGACUUCCAUCAUCUUCUUCCGCUCUUCGUUCGUGUGAUGCCUAUGGACUACAAACGAGUUCUCGAAGAACAGGCCGCCAGGGAAAAAGAAGAGAAGAUCCGCUCGAGUAUCAUUGACAUGGUUCCUUCAAGAACUGCUAGCCAGGUUGACCUGGCUUCUGAGGGCCUCGAAGACAUAUUACUCCCUAAAACUCCCCUCCCCUCUGCCACCCCUAAACGCCAUGAGCCAUCUGUAGUUGACCUCGAAGACUCCCUCGUUGAUGAAUCUACUCAAAAGCAAAGACUCAAUAAACUCGAUAAAACGCGCGGGUUCAUGAAGUACAAACGACUCGCUGAAGCUUACAGACCUCCUCGAAAGCGUGUCAAAGACUGGAAAGAGAUUUCCACGCGUCUUACCGAAAGCGAAUUAAGUUAUCAGUCUGCGCGUUGUAUGGACUGCGGUGUUCCCUUUUGCCAGUCUGACACUGGCUGUCCAGUCUCGAAUAUCAUACCCAAAUGGAAUGAUCUUGUAUUCAAGGGACAAUGGCAGGAUGCUCUCAAUCGACUGCUUCUCACUAACAAUUUCCCUGAGUUCACUGGUCGUGUCUGCCCGGCACCUUGUGAAGGUGCUUGUGUCCUUGGGAUUAAUGAGCAACCAGUUGGGAUCAAGAGUAUCGAGUGUGCGAUUAUUGACAAGGGCUUCGAAAUGGGCUGGAUGGCGCCCAACCCUCCCUCUUUCCGAACUGGAAAGAGAGUCGCAAUCAUUGGUUCCGGCCCGGCGGGUCUUGCAUGCGCUGAUCAACUAAAUAAAGCUGGGCAUCUUGUUACCGUAUACGACCGUAAUGAUCGCAUGGGUGGUUUAUUGAUGUACGGGAUCCCGAAUAUGAAAUUGGACAAGACCGUUGUCCAACGCCGACUUGACCUAAUGGCCGCUGAAGGCGUUACAUUCAUCCCCAAUGCUCAUGUCGGAGUAGACAUUGAUGUUGAGGACAUACGUGCUCAAAAUGACGCACUUGUCAUUUGCACUGGUGCCACCUGGCCUCGGGACUUGCGAAUUCCCAACCGCGACGUCGAGGGAAUUCAUUUUGCGAUGGAGUUCUUACAGCUGAAUACCAAGUCCCUCCUUGACUCGGAACUGCAAGAUGGUAAUUAUAUUAAUGCCAAAGGCAAGGAUGUCAUAGUGAUUGGAGGAGGUGACACUGGCAAUGAUUGCAUCGGUACCUCCAUGCGUCAUGGAGCGCAGUCGGUCACCAACUUCGAACUGCUCCCAAGGCCUCCCGUCGCUCGUGGAAGAGAUAAUCCAUGGCCCCAAUGGCCACGAAUUUUCCGAACCGAUUACGGUCACACCGAGGUUGCCGCUCACUUCGGAAAUGACCCCAGGGAGUACUGUAUAUCUACUAAAGAUUUCGUUGUCGACGAUAACGGGAAACUCACUGGCUUGAACACCGUCCGUGUUGAGUGGACCAAGGACAGCGGAGGCAAAUGGAAGAUGGAAGAUGUCCCAGGAUCUGAGAAAUUCUUUCCCGCACAACUCGUUUUCCUAGCUCUGGGUUUCCUAGGUCCCAGGAACGACGUCAUCAAAGCUCUUGGUGUGAAGCAAGAUGCUCGUUCAAAUAUACAAACUCCUCACAAAAAAUAUUCUACUAACGUGGAUGGUGUUUUCGCUGCGGGUGAUUGCCGUCGUGGCCAGUCCUUGAUCGUUUGGGGCAUCAACGAGGGACGUAGCGCAGCGGCAGAGAUCGAUGCUUGGCUCAGCUCUGGCAAGACUCGGUUGCCAAGUGCUGGCGGCAUUAAAGCUCGGGUGUAUGUACCACCUCCAAGCAAACUAUAUUCCGCGAAAUCCGCCGAAGUAGAAGCUUAA